AUGGUCACCGGAAAUGGCAAUUUCCAUCCGCCCACAGGACCAGCAAACCACUUUGAUCCAAGACGAGGGCCCCCACGUCGACCUCGGAUUGACAUCUCUCUGGAUGAUUUCCAAGCACCACAGCAGACGGCUCUCGCUGGCCAACCCAGAAGAGAUAUCAUUCCACUAAGGCAAACUCCUGCGCCUGCCGCUAAGAGCCCUGCUCAAAUUCGGUUUGAAAGUGGUCAAGCACCGAAUGACGAAUAUGAGUUGGCUUCGGAUUGGAGGCACCUUCGAGCGUCGGCGCUGAGGAUCGAUAGGGCAGCUCAACCACAUCCACUUCAGACACUCCAAGGAAUAAUGGCAAGAUACGGGGCCUUCAUAAAGAAACCGGAGGAUGGAGAUAACAAACUCUUUAUCUGGGGAGAACCUCAUCAGGUCACAGAAACGAAGGCAGCACUGGCUCAGUGGGAACGUGACGUUCAGAUGUCGCCCCAAGAGGUCAGAUCUCUCGCCUGGGCCAAAUUCAAAGCACUGGAUGGCAGAGCUGAAAAUCGAGCUGAACGACAGAGCCGACAGAAAGCGUUUGAGCAGAUAUUGCGUGAGGCGCAAAUUGAUUAUCCGGUCGAAGCUGCUCUUUUAUGGCCGAAGGACCUGGACCUCGAGCAGUUUGAGACCGUCAACGCCGAAGUUCUCGAUCAACUCAGAAGCAACUUCGGCUGCAGCAUCGCCUUUCAACCAUCCAAUACCCAGCAUAUCUUGAUAGGUGCUCAUUCCAAAAAAGACGCUCUCUCCCUCAUGACCAGAAUGACGAACCUGAUCAAAGAGGCGAUUGCUGCCAGGGAACAGCUCCUGACGAUCAACCUAGUGCAUCUCCCUGACCACGAGAUUUUCAGAGAUCGCGUUGGACUUCAAGACAUAGAUCCAAAAUCUGGUACUUACUUGCCGACACUGCACGGGAAUCCACUGGCAGACAAGGAAAAAUGGGACCAACAGAGACGUCAUGCCCACAUUGGUGAUCGCAAAGCAAUCAGGAAGGCCAUUGAUUCUUCCAUUAAAGGGCUCAGAAUCUCGCAGCAGCACGUGCGCAUGAGAGUCGUCUUUGGCGAGCUAGGGUUCAUGCGCUUUCAGAAACCGACCGACGGGGGUGAGCAUUAUGGGUUUGGCGACUUCUACCACAUGGUCACAAAAGGACGGACUAAACUGACCUUGAACGGUCUUCCCAUACGGCAAGGCAGAGUUACCGAUCUUCCAGACGUAUUGGAAUCAAUGGGGAUGUUCUCGGAGCGCACAGAAUACUACGGAGCCUUCUUUGACUUCCAAGGAACAUCACCAAACACUACCCUUCGGCUCGAAACGGUUUUCUACCCCAGCGGCGACGACGAUACGGAGAGCCGGGAGAAGCGGUGGUUAGAGUUGAGUGACGCGGUCUCCAGACUUCAAGUCAGUCUGGUCAACUUUGAGAGGCCCGACUAUCAAGUCACUCUUGAUGCCUUCCCUCUUCGCACGGACAAGUCCACGAAAGUCCACAUGUCAUCAUUCCAAGCCAACGUCACGAUGGAACGUCCAAAAGAUGGCAUCAAGUCCCUCCCAAGACGACGAGCCAAGUUUCCGCCCGGCCAACGCAAAUUGCAACGUGUCGCAGAGCUGAUCACCUUGAGAUGGCGCUUCAAGAGCACGGAUGGCGUCUUCGAACUUCGCCGCAAAGACACCUACGACGAACUACCAGGUCGAGAAAGCCCCGCCCCGGCGGAGACGAGGUGGCAUGCCCUGUACUAUUAUCCUCAGUGGGAUAAUCUGAUGGGAGAGUUUGCGAGCGUCAAACCAGGAGAGGAUAUUCGCUGGGUCAAGUCCGUCGCAACGUUCAUCCCGGAAGGCGGCGAUCAAUAUGCAGCGCUGCCGAAGGGGUUCAAGAACUUCAUCAGCGAAGUCGAGGAGAUCCAAGAUCUUUUGGCGGAGGCCAUUCACCGUUUGGAGAAGGGAAAGGGCAAGGCAACGGACGGGGAUUGA
Messenger RNA from Fonsecaea multimorphosa CBS 102226, 1989 nucleotides. RefSeq lists its product as uncharacterized. The record is from RefSeq and is a predicted model, not a curated record. Lineage: Eukaryota; Fungi; Ascomycota; Eurotiomycetes; Chaetothyriales; Herpotrichiellaceae. The transcript has a single exon. Bases 1 to 1989 code for a protein of 662 amino acids.